Molecule: messenger RNA, 954 nt
Organism: Macrosteles quadrilineatus (aster leafhopper)
Lineage: Eukaryota; Metazoa; Arthropoda; Insecta; Hemiptera; Cicadellidae
Exons: 1
Coding region: 1-954 (317 amino acids)
Biological process (GO): DNA repair; telomere maintenance
Molecular function (GO): DNA helicase activity
Source: RefSeq, a predicted model, not a curated record
AUGGGUGGAGUGACGGUAUUGUUCUCUGGUGACUUCCGCCAAACUCUGCCAGUUGUAGUGAGAGGCACAAGGGCGGAUGAAAUUAACGCCUCUAUGAAAAGAUCUACCCUAUGGCCAAUAAUGAACAAACUGGCGUUAACAAAGAACAUGCGGGCCAAUAUUGGAAAUGAGGUGGAAGAAUUCUCCAAUGUUCUGUUAAAGUUGGGAGAUGGAAAGCUGGGUAACGUUGAUGGAACUAUCGAUAUACCACCUUCUCUUGGUGUUAUUGUUCAAACCCAAGAUGAACUCAUCGAGAAAGUCUAUCCAGGAAUUGAAGACCUCCCAAACAAGAGCAGUGCCUGGUUAUGCAAUAGGGCUAUUCUCACUCCAAAAAAUGAAGUUUCAACAAAGAUAAAUAAGAAAGUGAUGUCCCUAUUCCUAAGCGAGGACAAGACAUAUUUGUCGGUGAACACAGUUCUAAGAAAUGAUGACGCAGUGCACUACCCGGCAGAGUUUCUUGACUCGGUGACAGCACCUGGACUACCCGCCCACGAACUUAAUCUUAAAAUUGGUAUUCCCGUUAUGCUUCUAAGAAAUUUAAACCCUCCUAAAUUAUGCAAUGGGACUCGGCUUCGAAUUCGAAGUCUCCAGCGAAAUGUCAUAGAAGCCGAAAUUCUAACAGGCUGUGGUGCGGGAGAAGUGGUGUUUGUCCCCCGGAUCCCCCUCAUCCCAAGCAACUAUCCCUUUGAGUUUAAGCGCCUGCAAUUUCCCUUAAAUCCAUGUUUUUCCAUGACGAUCAACAAAUCGCAAGGUCAGACACUGUCAACAGCAGGGAUUGAACUAGGUGACGCGCAAUGUUUUUCACACGGACAGCUGUACGUGGCGUGCAGCCGAGUGCGAUCGCCAACCAACCUUUACAUACAUGCCCCAGGCGGUCGAACCACUAAUAUAGUAUAUGAAGAGGCAUUAAGUUAG